Messenger RNA from Didymosphaeria variabile, 1224 nucleotides. RefSeq lists its product as uncharacterized. Bases 1 to 1224 code for a protein of 407 amino acids. The record is from RefSeq and is a predicted model, not a curated record. NCBI's taxonomy places the organism in Eukaryota, Fungi, Ascomycota, Dothideomycetes, Pleosporales, Didymosphaeriaceae. The transcript has a single exon.
AUGUCCGCGAUUCUUGCCUCCUUCCUUCUCGCCUCGGCUGUCAAUGCCAAAGUGCUGCCUCGCGAGGUGGAUGCCCGUUCGUCGACAGGGGCAUCAGCUAGCAUCCUACCAAUACCGACUGUGGAUCCCGAUUCCAGCUCUAUCACCGACGACUUCCCUACCUCCGGCGUCUUUCCUACCUCCGUCCCCUUCACCUCAUUGACAGACGUCCCCUCGCCGAGCCUCUCCUCGCCCUCGCCCGACUUCUCCGGCACAAUCUUCAUCGGCAUCCCCCCCCAAGCCGACUACACCACGACCACCGUCUCAGCCUGCACCCAAGCCGACGGCGAAGUCGUCGACUCCCUCGUCGUAAUCGGCGUUCCCACAGGCACCUUCUCCCCAGGCCUCACCAAAACCAUCGUCGUCCCCCCGCAGGCCGACCCCACCACCGUAACCUACUACGACACGCCCCCCAGCAACGCCACAGAAGUCAUCAUCAUAGAGCCUCUCCCUGGAAACUGCGGCCCUUUCAUUACACCCACCGGCCUCACCCCGGGCGCUAGCACGACGUCUGCUUCUGCGAGUCCGUCGAAUACGGCGGGUGUAUGUCCUACCAAAGGCUGCUCAGGCGCCAUACUACGCACCGCAGAGACAGUCAUCAACGCUCUCAACGCAGUAACCCAAGCAUCCAUGAACCUGCAGCGUGCAGCGAAAAAGAUCGGCGCGCCGCCCGUUUCCCCCCUCACCCCCCACUCCGAUGCCUCAACCGAGCUAUUCAGCAAUCCCAUCAGCGACGUAGCCAUCGGUCUAAGUCGCAUAGUCAUCAGUGUGCAAACGGCCUUACCCUCGUUUAAUACCUUUCCGGCGUUUCCGCCGGGCUGCUCGAGCGAUACCAUUGUGCUGGCGUGGUUGGAAUUCGUGCGCGUGCAUCAGGAGUUACUCGCUAUUUUGAUCGGGCGCUCGGGACUGCUGGAGACGGGGCCUGUUCGCCGGUCCGAACCUUCUAUUGCAAACACUCCGUUCAACCCUGCCUUGGGUCCGGACGGUGCCGUGUUGGUUGGGAGGGAAACGCAGGGCUUCAUCGGGAAGCCUAUUGCUGUUGCGCUGAGGGGGAUAGAGGCUGUGGUUGAUACGUUGGCGGUUGGGGUGGUGGAUUUGGUGCCGGGGAAGAGCGCGUGUAGUGAGGAGAAGGGGAGGGAGAUUAAGGCUAGUAUUAAGAAGGCGGAGGUUAGCUAUGAGGGGUAG